Molecule: messenger RNA, 2047 nt
Organism: Toxotes jaculatrix (banded archerfish)
Lineage: Eukaryota; Metazoa; Chordata; Actinopteri; Toxotidae
Product: SPRY domain-containing SOCS box protein 3-like
Exons: 7
Coding region: 136-1389 (417 amino acids)
Biological process (GO): proteasome-mediated ubiquitin-dependent protein catabolic process
Cellular component (GO): SCF ubiquitin ligase complex
Molecular function (GO): protein binding
Source: RefSeq, a predicted model, not a curated record
AUGUUUACGUCCAGCUUCCUGAGAAGUGGGACAGAGUGCGAACUGCACCUGUCACACAGUCGAUUAUAGAGGCACACUGGCUCUCAAAUGAGCCACUGCAAGAUAGUGUAAAGGAAGACUACAGUAAGAGCUGCCAUGCUGAGAAGAGGCAGAAAUGGCCGGGCUCUGCAUUUGGCCUGGAGCGAAGUACGGCAAGAGACAGAUGCCAUGGCAGUGAUCCAGACACUGGACAGAGAGGAGUGGGAAGGCCAGACAACGACACAGAUCAGCGACUUGGAGUCUGAAGUGGAUUACCUGGAGAGUUCUCAGGCUGUAUCUGAGGUGGUGGCCUUGCCCAGCACAGUACCGGUGACAGGGGAGUCUUUCUGCCAGUGUGACCGACAGGAAGAGUUCAGCCCAGGAUUCGCUCUUACCAGUGACUGCCUCUGUGGGGAGGAGGAUCAGGGUUUUGACUGGGUAUGGGACGAGGACUUCAAGUCCUCUGGAGUCUUCCUCAGCUGUGACAACAGGAAGGUGAGCUUUCACUCAGACUACAGCUGCGGCACAGCUGCCAUGCGUGGCACCAAGGAGCUGACAGACGGCCAACACUUCUGGGAAAUCAAGAUGACCUCUCCCGUCUAUGGAACCGAUAUGAUGGUGGGAAUUGGAACUUCAGAGGUGAACCUGGAGAAAUUCAAAUACAGCUUUGGCAGCCUGCUGGGCCACGAUGAAGACAGCUGGGGGCUCUCAUACACAGGUCUCCUCCAGCACAAAGGGGACAAAGAGAAGUUCUCCUCUCGAUUUGGACAAGGCUCCAUCAUAGGAGUACACCUGGACACGUGGCAUGGUACCCUGACCUUCUACAAGAAUCGACACUGCAUAGGUGUCGCUGCCACAAAACUGCAGAACAAGAAGUUCUACCCCAUGGUAUGCUCCACAGCAGCCAAGAGCAGUAUGAAGGUAAUCCGUGCCUGCCAUACACCCACCUCUCUGCAGUACCAUUGCUGUGCCCGGCUCCGCCAAAUGUUGCCCGACUGCCCAGACCUGCUUAAUGCUCUAGAGCUGCCCCCAGGUCUGCGCACCCUCCUCCACACACAGCUGGGCUGGGUCUUCACCCUCAGCAGCAGCCCCGAAGCCUCAGAGCAGCACGGGGACUUGCCUGAGGACUUCCACGAGGCCCCUAGCUCCAGCCCCAUCCCGAGCCCGGUAUCUACCUUGAGUGCCUGCACCUCCCCGAGCCCCUGUACCAGUCCAUUACCUGACACAGUCUCAUACCGGUGCUCCUGUCAGACGUCACCUCAAACUCAACCCUGCACUUGCCACUGCCCUCCAACUCCUCCCAGCAGUGACUACGAUAGCUGCUGCUCUGAGCCAGAGGAUUACCAAUGCAAAAGAUGCCGUUGGACAUGACUUAGUUGUAACGCAUUUGGUGCACAGCUAUUCUACCAUUGCCAUCAAUGUCUCCUGUUGGAAAACAUGGAUAAAAGAGCAACCUCGUCUUUUAGUCAAUAUCUGAGUGGAUCGUUGCUUCUCUUACUUUAUCUAGCAAUUUUGUGUCAUUCAAACAACUUUGUCAGUAAAUGGGGAGAAGGAAGAGAGUCUGUAGUGUCUGAGACAUUUAAUGCAGUCGAGAUAUUAGAGUGACACAGGGGUCAUUCAUUCUCAUUUUAGCCAAGUUUUAUCACAGGGCUCAUAAGAGCCAUAUGUAUUGCUAAUUUCUUUUUUUGUUUUGUUUCAUCUUUUAAUAUGCCAGUCACUGUCUUUGGAAGGCCUACUGUUGACAAAAAAACAAAAAAACAUACGAACAAACAAACAAAAAAAACAAAACAAAAAAACAAGUAUACAUUAUUCUUUCUCAGGGAUAGACUCCAGGGGAAAGGAGUUGCUUUUUGAUACUGUGGAAAUGACUUUUUGUAAAUGUGUUUUGUAAUCAGCGUUUGGCUUGACUAUCAACUGCGGUUGCUUUCUUGCUUACAAGACGAUUUGCUACUCAGCUGUGUUUUUUUCUUUGUACAGUUAUGCUUUGUUUAUUAACUUUCUUACUCAGGCAGUUCUAUAAAAUAAAAAG